UAAACAGGAAGAAGGAUCGAAACUUUUCGUACGACAUGUUCGUACAUAUAUUAAGAGCGCAGAAUCGCCGUCCGCAGUUUAAUUGUAAUCUUGAUUCUUCGAAGAUACGAUCAUGCGUUCGAAAACAUUCGUCUUGUUCUUUAUCGGAAUUGCCUCAGUUUCGAAUUUGGAAGGUUGCUACGGCCUGAGCUACGAUAGGCCUGAAAUAGUGACGUACGGCGAACCGUGUGCCCCUGGGCGUCAACUGCCGAUCACGGUCGAGGGACCGAAGCCACCCGUAGAAACUCAGAAGAUACCGUUAUCGUUAAAUUUUAAAGUUGCUACGGAUAUGUCCGCAAAGCCUCGUCGCCUCGAAUAUCCGAUCGCGAUAGACGUACCGGUUCCUAAGCUAUCGCCAAUGGAACGAACCAUCGUGGAGGAAGACGCUUUACGAGGAAAGAGCUACGCGUACGAUACUUACGUUCCUCCUGCGAAUCAUGCGAUACCUCUGCCGAGAAACUAUAAUUUCGCCGUUAAUCUUCCAGUCUCCAUUGAAAAAGUCGUGCCUGAAAAACCCACAGAAAGAUUCGUUAAACGGCUGACAGGAUUGGCAACACGAGUCGACAGAGUGCUCGUUCCUGCUUGCGAACUUUCAUCGUCGUCUCGAUGUUAAACUACUUGUAUACAUUCUAAAAAACUAUUGUAUUAUAUUAUAUUAUAUUAUAUUAUAUUAUAUUAUAUUAUAUUGUAUUGUACUCUCGAAGGUUUUUCUACCGCUUCGAGCAAAGUUGAAGUAGCGACCGCGAUAUCCUUCGGCCAAGAUAAA
Nomia melanderi (Alkali bee) is the source of this 805-nucleotide messenger RNA. RefSeq lists its product as uncharacterized. NCBI's taxonomy places the organism in Eukaryota, Metazoa, Arthropoda, Insecta, Hymenoptera, Halictidae. The record is from RefSeq and is a predicted model, not a curated record.